AUGAACUGCCUUCGCCUCCUCCCCCUCCACAGAUCCAAAGCCUAUUCCUCCUCCGCCGCCGCACCCCCCACCAUCGUCGUCUCCCGCCGUGGCGGAGUUGGCCGGUCCGCCGCCGUGCAUUCUCCCACCCCGCCAUACGUUUCCCCCACCGCCGCCGCCACCACCUUCUCCAGCCUCCUCCGCCAAUGCGCCGCCGGCCCUCGUGCCCUCCGCCAUGGCGCCCAGAUCCACGCUCACCUCUCCAAGACCGGGCUCCUCUUCCCUUCUUCUCCACACCUGGGGGGGCACCUCAUCGCCCUUUACGCCAGGUGCGGCCUCACUGCCUUGGCCCGCCAAGUGUUCAACGAAUUGCCGCAACCAGACGUCGUCUCGUGGUCGACCCUCAUCUCUGCCUAUGCUAACGACGGCCUCAACGCGGAGGCUUUGGCCGCCUUCGGAAGAAUGAACUCCUCGGGCUCCCGCUGCAAUGAGUUCACCUUCCCCAGCCUCCUGAAGGCUUCCUCGGCAUUGGCCGACUUCAACGCCGGCCGGCAGAUCCACGGCGUCGUCGUCGCCACCGGCUACGAAUCCGACAUCUUCGUAGCCAACAGCCUCGUCAUGUUCUACGCCAGGCUCGGCCUCAUGCCGGAGUCCUGGAAGCUCUUCGACGGCGUCGCCGGGCGGAGCGUCGUCUCCUGGAACACUCUCCUGUCGAGCUACGCGCAGAGGCGAUACUUCGAGGAGGCAUUCGGUCUCUUCCGCGAAAUGGUUAUCGGCGGGAAGAGGCCCAACGAGUUCACCCUUUCCUGCCUGGUCGGCGCCUGCGCCGACGCCGGCGACCUGCUCCGAGGGAAGGUCGUCCAUGGCUGCUCCACUCGGCUCGGGCACUCCGUGGACCCCUUCACGGCCAACGCACUCGUCGACAUGUACGCCAAGCUCGGAGACCUCGUCUCUGCGGAAGCCGCCUUCCGGGAGAUCCCCUGCCCGGAUACGGUCUCUUGGAACUCCCUCAUGUCAGGUCUGGUGCUCCACAGCUUCUACAGCCGGGCGCUGGGCCUGUUCGGCGAGAUGAAGAGCUCCGGCGCCGCCGUCCCCAACGUCUUCACCCUGUCCAGCGCACUGACGGCCUCCGCCGGAGCCGAAAGGCUUGAGCUCGGCGAGCAGAUCUAUGGUUCUCUGGUGAAGCGGGGCUUCGAUUCGGACUUCUUCGUGGGCGUCGGGCUGAUCGACAUGUACGCCAAGUGUGGUCGCAUGGAGUCGGCGAGAGCCUUCUUCGACUCCAUGCCUGAGCAGGAUUUGAUCUCCUGGAACGCCAUGAUUUCCGGGUACUCCCACGGUGGGGAUCAUGAGGAAGUUCUGUUGCUGUUCUCGAGGAUGAGGGAGGACGGCUUCAGCUUCAACAGGACGACGCUGUCGUCCGUCCUCAAGUCCGCCGCCGGGCUUCAGGCCGGGUAUCUGACCAGGCAGGUCCACGCCCUGGCGGUGGGAGUGGGGUUGCUCUCCGACGUGCACGUAGUCAACGGACUCAUCGACGCCUACGGCAAGUGUGGGGAUCUCCAAGAGGCGAGGAGCAUCUUCGGGGAGUGCCCAUUUGCCGACGUUGUGGCCUUCACGUCCAUGAUCUCCUCCUACACGCAGAGCGGGCAGGCGGAGGAGGCCCUGAAGCUCUUCAUGGAAACGAUGAAGAGGGAGCUCCUCAAACCGGACGCCUUCGUCUACAGCAGCCUGCUUAACGCCUGCGCCGGCUUGUCCGCCUACGAACAGGGGAAGCAGGUCCACGCCCAGGCGGCGAAAUUAGGGUUUCUAAGGGACAAGUUCGCCGGCAACGCGCUCGUCUUUAUGUACGCCAAGUGCGGCAGCAUCGACGAUGCCGGCGCCGCCUUCUCAGAGAUCGAGGAGCGGGAGACCGUCUCCUGGUCGGCGAUCAUCGGCGGCUACGCCCAGCACGGGCGGGGGAAGGAGGCGCUGGAGCUCUUCCACCGGAUGCUCGACGACGGCGUGGAGCCGAACCACGUCACUCUGACCAGCGUCCUCUGCGCCUGCAACCACGCCGGGCUGGUGGACGAGGCCACCCGCUACUUCGACGCCAUGGCGGAGGACUUCGCCAUCAACCGCACGCAGGAGCACUACGCCUGCAUGGUCGACAUCCUCGGGCGAGCAGGAAGACUCGGCGAGGCAGCGGAGCUGGUCAUCGCCAUGCCCUUCGAGGCCAACGCCGCCGUGUGGGGGGCGCUGCUGGCGGCGGCGAGGGUCCACGGUGACGUAGACCUCGGCCGGCGAGCCGCCGAGAGGCUCUUCGUCCUCGAGCCGGACAAGUCCGGCACGCUGGUGCUGCUCGCUAACAUGUACGCCGCCACCGGCAUGUGGAACGACGUCGCCCGAGUCCGGAGGUUGAUGAAGGACCGGAGGGUGAAAAAGGAGCCGGCGAUGAGCUGGAUCGAGCUGAAGGGCAAGGUCCACGCCUUUGUCGCCGGCGACCGGAGCCACCCGAUGGCGGCAGAGAUAUUCGCGAAGCUCGACGAGCUGGGCGACGCGAUGGAGAAGGCCGGGUACGUCCCCAUGCUGGAGGCUGAUCUUCACGACGUGGACCGCGGUGAGAAGGAGCAGCUGCUCGCCCACCACAGCGAGCGGCUCGCCGUCGCCCUCGGGCUGAUCAGCACCCCACAGGGCGCCACCAUCCUCGUGAAGAAGAACCUCCGCGUGUGCGGAGACUGCCACGCCGCGAUUAAACUCAUCAGCCGGAUCGUCUCCAGGGAGAUUGUCAUCAGAGACAUCAACAGGUUCCACCAUUUCCGGGACGGCUCCUGUUCCUGCGGCGACUAUUGGUGA
This is a messenger RNA of Spirodela intermedia, 2808 nucleotides long. The record is from the annotation of a GenBank genome assembly. Lineage: Eukaryota; Viridiplantae; Streptophyta; Magnoliopsida; Alismatales; Araceae.